UGCAAGCACCCGCACCAAAGCAUACGAAUUGCUCUCCUCGCGCUCUCCUCGCGCUCUCAACCCCCGCACGCCUUACUCUUACUCUUUUCUAGCAUGCUCAUGACGCAAUGACCCUCGAUCAACCUUGAUUCUCCCCGCAAACCUCUUAACGCGUCCCCUCGGCGCGAGUUUCUCCAGAUCACGCACGCCGAGCACGCCCACUUACAAUACGCACCGCGAACAUGUACCUCCCUCGGAAUUUCAUAGCGCACCUCUACCAGAACCUUAUAAAACGAACCCACGCCGCAGCCCCAGCUGUUCUCCUCCUCGUCGCCCUCGAACCAGACGCGCUUUGCGCGUGUCGAAUCCUCACCGCGUUACUAAAGCGUGACUACAUACCACACAAGAUACAACCCAUUGCUGGUUAUGGCGAUCUGUCACGUGCGGCAGAUGAGCUGGUACGGCCCAUGCGGACAACAGAGGGCGGAAGUGGGGGUGUUGUCGUGUGUUUAGGCGUGGGAGGCAUGAUCGAUAUGGAAGAGAUCCUGGGUAUGGACAUGGACGAAAAUGGUCAGGGAGGGACUGGAAAUGUUGAGGUCUGGAUUCUCGAUGCAAGACGGCCGUGGAACCUGGCGAACGUGUUUGGCACACCCAUUGGCGAGGACUCGACGACAGGAGAGCUGGUACGGCGGCAACCUGGCGUGGAGAAGGGCAGGAUCAUGCAGUCAUACCAGAGCUUAAAAGGAGGUGUAAUAGUGUUUGACGAUGGGGACAUCGAGGAGGAGCUUCAGGCAGAAAGAACAGCGUAUUGCGGACUCGAGGAGAUGCCAGAGGUGGGGGAAGACAUGGGCUCAGACGACGAGUCGAACGACCAUGAGGAGGAUACACCUGUGUCCGGUCAGGCGCCGAAGAAGAGGAAGUCAUGGAGUGACAGAGAGGACUCGGAUGAAGAGAUGUCAGAAGACGAGCGGCCACGGCAAAGAUUACGAAGUAAUUCCGUAUGGCUACCCAAUGCAACUCGAUGGCCAACACUGACACUCUGCUAGGGAGGCUCAAUACCGUCAUCUCCAGACCGAAGACCAGUGCGGCGAGGUCUGAUGAUCGAGAACCAGCUCGGCGGAUCCUCCGACUUCUCACGAUCAGACUCACGAAGCCGCUCAGCAUCUCCGUCGAUAGUAGCUCC
Messenger RNA from Macroventuria anomochaeta, 1162 nucleotides. Its product is annotated as CDC45-domain-containing protein. Gene Ontology annotation, molecular function: single-stranded DNA binding; DNA replication origin binding; chromatin binding. Gene Ontology annotation, cellular component: DNA replication preinitiation complex. The transcript has a single exon. Gene Ontology annotation, biological process: mitotic DNA replication preinitiation complex assembly; double-strand break repair via break-induced replication; DNA replication initiation. The coding region runs from base 222 to 1025 and encodes 267 amino acids. The record is from RefSeq and is a predicted model, not a curated record. Lineage: Eukaryota; Fungi; Ascomycota; Dothideomycetes; Pleosporales; Didymellaceae.